UGAUAAUGAUAAUUCUACAUUACUUGAAAUAGCAGAGUUUCUAAUUAAAUCUGAUAAUGAAUCUAACAAUAAAUUUAAUAAUAAAAAUAAAAGCAAUAACUAUAAAAAAAAUACUAAUUUUGAAUAUAAUAUUGAUAUAUCUUAUAAAGAAAAAAAUAUUUAG
Molecule: messenger RNA, 163 nt
Organism: Cetraspora pellucida
Lineage: Eukaryota; Fungi; Glomeromycota; Glomeromycetes; Diversisporales; Gigasporaceae
Source: the annotation of a GenBank genome assembly